AUGGCAAGCUUUUUCGAUAUAAAGGCGCGAAAACAGGCAGCCGCAAAUGGUGCAACCACAGCAAAACAAGAAAAGCAUAACCCAGAGAACACAAGAACACAACCAUGGGUCGAAAAAUACCGUCCCAAAACACUGAACGAUGUCACCGCUCAGUAUCACACCGUAACGGUGCUUCAGCGCACGCUACAGGCAUCCAACCUUCCACACAUGCUCUUCUACGGCCCUCCCGGCACGGGCAAGACCUCAACCGUCCUCGCGCUGGCCAAGGAGCUGUUCGGCCCGGAACUCAUGAAGUCGCGCGUCCUGGAGCUCAACGCCUCGGACGAACGUGGCAUCUCCAUCGUGCGCGAAAAGGUCAAAGACUUUGCGCGCAUGCAACUAACGAACCCUCCGCCCGGCUAUAAAUCAAAGUACCCAUGCCCACCCUUCAAGAUCAUUAUCCUCGAUGAGGCCGACUCGAUGACUCAGGACGCGCAGAGCGCUCUCCGCAGGACCAUGGAGACGUACAGCAAGAUCACGCGGUUCUGUCUGAUUUGCAACUAUGUCACUCGUAUCAUCGAUCCCCUAGCAUCCAGGUGCAGCAAGUUUCGCUUCAAGAGCCUGGAUCAGGAGAAUGCUAGGAGUAGGCUGGAGGACAUUGCCGCCAAGGAAGGAGUUGCUUUGGAGCAGGGGGCUGUUGAUGCGCUGAUAAAAUGCAGCGAGGGUGAUUUGAGAAAGGCAAUCACUUUUCUGCAAAGUGCAGCCAGGCUGGUUGGUGCCGUAGGUGCUGCCGGAGCAGGACAAGAGGACAAGAUGGACGUCGACUCGAGGCCAGUGACGGUGAGGAUCAUCGAGGACAUUGCCGGCGUCAUCCCCGGCAAGACAAUCGAUGCGCUAGUUGAGGCCAUUCGCCCACGAGGUGCCGCUUUGACCUACCAAGCUGUCUCCAAGGUUGUUGAGGAUAUGGUUGCAGAUGGCUGGAGCGCCACUCAAGUUGUUGGCCAGCUCUACCAAGCUAUUGUGUACGACGAGGGAAUCCCAAACAUUCAAAAGAACGAGAUCGUUAUGGUUUUCUCGGAAGUCGACAAGCGUUUGGUUGAUGGCUCCGAUGAGCACCUCUCCAUACUAGAUUUGUGCUUGAGGAUAUCAGUCAUCAUGUCUGCAAGGAAAUAA
Messenger RNA from Pyricularia pennisetigena, 1152 nucleotides. RefSeq lists its product as uncharacterized. The record is from RefSeq and is a predicted model, not a curated record. Gene Ontology annotation, molecular function: ATP hydrolysis activity; ATP binding; DNA clamp loader activity. The transcript has 4 exons. Gene Ontology annotation, cellular component: DNA replication factor C complex; nucleus. Lineage: Eukaryota; Fungi; Ascomycota; Sordariomycetes; Magnaporthales; Pyriculariaceae. Gene Ontology annotation, biological process: DNA-templated DNA replication; DNA repair. Bases 1 to 1152 code for a protein of 383 amino acids.